Vanessa tameamea is the source of this 2048-nucleotide messenger RNA. RefSeq names its product LITAF domain-containing protein. Bases 141 to 542 code for a protein of 133 amino acids. The record is from RefSeq and is a predicted model, not a curated record. NCBI's taxonomy places the organism in Eukaryota, Metazoa, Arthropoda, Insecta, Lepidoptera, Nymphalidae. Gene Ontology annotation, molecular function: zinc ion binding. The transcript has 4 exons.
CUCUUAACUAUUAAAUAUACUUUUUUCGCGUUCGUCGUUCAAUAAUAUAAAAAUAGACAAAGACUUGUUUCUAAUUUAUAUUAUUAACAAAUAAAGUGUUUAAGAAGAGCUGGAAUAAUUGUUACUGCUUUUUGUUUAACAUGGAGAAAAGUCCGAAUCCUCCACCAUAUAGUUGGAAUAAUGGGCACACAAUGCAGCCGCCGCCGGCUGCUCCACCUAGCUAUUCCCAAGCUGUUGGAGGAGUAGGACCUUCUAGUCCAUACACUCCCCAAUACUCUCCAUCAUCAGGGCCAGCAAUUGUCACAACAGUAGUGCCAGUGGGUCCACAACCCACACACAUGAUAUGCCCCAGUUGCCAUGCAGAGAUGAAUACUUACACACAGACAAAGCCAGGACUUAUUGCCUAUAUAUCGGGAACAGUUAUAUGUUUGAUGGGAGGAUUUUUAGGUUGUUGCUUGAUUCCAUGCUGUAUAGACAGCUGCAUGGAUGUCCAUCACAAGUGUCCCAACUGUGGGGCUUAUCUUGGUCGAUACAGGCGAUAAAAACAUUUUGUUUUCACAAUAAGCCAUGGGAUUUUUUUUACCGCAGCAAGUAAUGGUCUAUUUCCAAGCACCUCACUAUCUAUCUACUUUAGACAAUAACUGCCUUGUAGACUGACUGUACUGGUGUAAUUUUUUUUCACAUCACACUUUCAAAACAAAGAGAUGUCUAUAUUAUAAAUUAAAUGUCCACAUCUUUAUGUGUAGUAGAAAUUACUAUUAAGACAUACCUGACUAAUUAAUAAACAAGGUCACUCAUUAUUUAACAAAUAGACAAACUGACAAAUUUGGUGUCAAUUGACAACUAUUAAUUAUAAUUUUCUAAAAAUCAAAAUUUGCGUCAUAUAUAAAUAUAUACACAAAACCAUGCUUAUUAAUAAGCCAGGUUAUUAUAUUAUAAAAUGUAUUAAAAUGGUAUAAUUUAUCUUAAAAUGUUUCUCUAAGCCCAGUUUAAUGUAAUUGAAUAGGAAUAAGUAUUUAAUAUUAUUAAUAAGGUAUCUUUUGUGUAUUUUUUAUAAAAAUAUAUUAUGUACAAUUUUUAUAUUUUAGGAUUUUGGAAUAUUUAACUUACAAUGUUGAUCUUGAUGAAUUAUUUUAAAUUAUUAUGAUUUCUGAUCCACAAUAGUGGUUGUUUUAUUUAGUAUACAAAUAAUUUAAAAAACUAGGUUUAAGAUAAUGUUAAAUUUUAAUUUAUUUGUUUUUUUUUGCUUACAAUUACAUGCCCUUAAUUUACAGAUCUGCGAUUUAAAAUUGUUAUGUUCUCUUUAAAUCUAGUUAACUAAUUUAAUAAUAAUUUUAAUUAUAUUAUAUUAACAAUGUCAAAACCAAUGUUUUUAUUAUUGGUUGAAUAUAAUGUACUAUGUAUGAUCUUGAAUGUUUAGUAUUAAUAUUAAACCUCCUGACGCCACAAUGGGUAUGUUAUAGAUAAAGUUAAAAGAUUAUCUUUACAAUAAACAGAUAUUUGCAGGUUUUUAAUUGAAACCCCAUGUUGAUAAAUAAAACUAUGUCAGCACUGAUUAUUUCGUCCAUAGUUUUUUUUAUCAGCAGGAUCUUAAUGUCAUGAUAUAUGUCUGUUUUAAAUAUUAAAUUAAUAAUCUACAUGUUUAUUAUAAGAAUAAAGUACACGUAAUUGAUGUUUACUACUGCAUAUACUAGAUUAACAGCUGAUAGUUUAGUUGUUUAGCCAAUUUGUAUCAAAAUUUUUGAUCUAUCUAACAAAUGAUAAAAUACAAUUGUGAGUUUCUCGUUAGAUAUAAUUAUAUCAACAAAAUAAGUAUCUGGUGAUGACUUUUCAAUGUAAUGCACCUGAAAUGUAUAGUUCAUUGAAAUGUGCAAACGUAACUACAGAAGCUUAAUGCAGUUACUAAACUAUCAGCUGAAUAAAUCUAUUAUGUGCAUUCUGUUUAUAAAUGUUUUAAAGACCAUACAGCUUUAGCCUUCAUUGUGUUCGCUAAUGUUAUACUACUUUCCUGUGACUAAAAACAUAAUAAAAUAAAUUUUAACGCCUUG